Molecule: messenger RNA, 3616 nt
Organism: Pelecanus crispus (Dalmatian pelican)
Lineage: Eukaryota; Metazoa; Chordata; Aves; Pelecaniformes; Pelecanidae
Source: RefSeq, a predicted model, not a curated record
GAUUUUUGAGCACUGGGGACCAAGCAGCAAAAGGAAACUAUGGCCUCCUUGACCUAAUUCAAGCUUUGCGAUGGACUAGUGAAAAUAUUGGGUUCUUUGGUGGUGACCCAUUAAGAAUAACUGUUUUUGGAUCUGGUGCAGGCGGUUCAUGCGUCAAUCUGUUGACUUUAUCCCAUUAUUCUGAAGGUAACCGUUGGAGCAAUUCAACCAAAGGACUUUUUCAAAGAGCAAUAGCUCAAAGCGGAACAGCUCUCUCCAGCUGGGCAGUUAGUUUUCAGCCUGCAAAAUAUGCCAGGAUGCUGGCUACAAAAGUUGGUUGCAACAUGUCAGACACUGUAGAAUUGGUAGAAUGUCUACAGAAGAAGCCUUAUAGAGAACUUGUCGACCAGGACAUUCAACCAGCAAGAUACCAUAUAGCCUUUGGACCAGUAAUCGACGGCGAUGUGAUACCAGAUGAUCCUCAGAUAUUGAUGGAACAAGGAGAAUUCCUCAAUUAUGACAUCAUGUUGGGAGUUAACCAAGGGGAAGGGUUAAAAUUUGUUGAAAAUAUUGUGGAUAGCGAAGAUGGCAUAUCAGCUAGUGAUUUUGACUUCGCAGUUUCUAAUUUUGUGGAUAACUUAUACGGAUACCCUGAAGGCAAAGAUAUAUUGAGGGAAACAAUUAAAUUUAUGUACACGGACUGGGCAGAUCGACACAAUCCUGAGACCAGAAGGAAAACACUGCUGGCUUUGUUCACUGAUCACCAGUGGGUUGCACCCGCAGUGGCUACAGCAGAUCUUCACUCAAAUUUUGGAUCGCCUACAUAUUUCUAUGCCUUCUACCACCAUUGCCAGACAGAUCAGGUACCUGCAUGGGCAGACGCAGCCCAUGGAGAUGAGGUUCCUUACGUACUAGGAAUCCCCAUGAUUGGUCCUACUGAAUUAUUUCCUUGUAAUUUCUCCAAAAAUGAUGUCAUGCUAAGUGCAGUGGUGAUGACAUACUGGACAAACUUUGCAAAAACUGGUGACCCAAAUCAACCAGUGCCGCAAGAUACAAAAUUCAUCCAUACAAAACCAAAUCGUUUUGAAGAAGUAGCAUGGACCAGAUAUUCUCAGAAAGACCAACUGUAUCUUCACAUUGGAUUAAAACCACGAGUUAAAGAACAUUAUAGGGCCAAUAAAGUGAACCUUUGGUUGGAACUGGUACCUCAUCUGCACAAUCUUAACGACAUUUCACAGUAUACCUCUACCACAACUAAAGUGCCAUCAACUGAUAAUACUUUCAGACCAACAAGGAAAAAUUCUGUUUCUGUUACUUCAGCCUUUCCUACAGCCAAACAAGACGAUCCUAAACAACAACCAAGCCCGUUUUCAGUGGAUCAAAGGGACUAUUCAACAGAAUUGAGUGUUACUAUUGCAGUUGGUGCAUCUUUGCUGUUCCUGAACAUUUUGGCCUUUGCAGCGUUGUACUACAAAAAAGACAAGCGGAGACAUGAUGUUCACAGGAGAUGUAGCCCACAACGUACUACUACCAAUGAUCUCACCCAUGCACAAGAAGAGGAGAUAAUGUCCCUCCAAAUGAAGCACACUGACUUGGAUCAUGAAUGUGAGUCCAUCCAUCCACAUGAGGUGGUUCUUAGGACCGCCUGUCCCCCAGACUACACGCUAGCUAUGAGAAGGUCUCCUGACGAUAUUCCCUUAAUGACACCCAACACCAUCACAAUGAUCCCCAACACUAUACCAGGGAUUCAACCCCUACACACAUUCAAUACAUUUACUGGAGGACAGAACAAUACUCUGCCCCAUCCUCAUCCCCACCCCCAUUCACACUCAACAACCAGGGUAUAGCCAGACAAGACGAAACAAACUUUAUUUUUUGAUGGAUUACAGUAGGUGAUGUUACUGAAGAUUACUUGGCUUUCAACCUACAAGACUCUUACUAUUUAAAUAUGGAGGAAUAUUAUGUGAAUAUACAUAUCAAGAACUUUUGGGGUUUUGAAAAAAAUGAAUUGUACAUAUAUCAAAUGAACUUAAACAAACAAACAAAACAAAAGAAAAAAACAAAAAACCCAACUGUUUGCAAUUGCUUGAAGCAGUUGUCCUGAAUGAUACUUUUUCAUUCACAUUCAAGUAUUAAUUUUUUGAAGAUUUAAGUUACAUAAUGGAAUUAGGCAUGUGCAACACAAACAGGAGAGAACUAUGACUGAAAAUUUUAAAAACCUAUAAAUAUGCACAAGGGACACACUAAUGGAAUGUCAGAUAAUUUUCACCAAUUUUUAUUUGGACCUGUUUUCUUGUGUAGACCAUAUUUACAUAUUUGAAUAAGUACACAAAGCACCAAUGCUGUUAAGGCCUUAGAAAGGGGCCCAUGCUGAAACCUGCCAGUCAGAGAAGUUUUACAGCCUGGCAGGUACAACAUUAUCACAUAAGUGCUGUCAGUAUAAAAGUUGUGGGAAUAAAGGAAACUGGAUAUUUUUAGCACGAUGUGCAUGAUAAUUUAUAUGCUUGGUGGCUGUGCUGCUGAUUAAGCCGUAAUUAAAAUUCUUCUCAUCCCAUUGGAGUUUUUAAUAGAAGCUUUCUCCAUCAAUUGGCACAACCUAAAGAAGUUUUUUAAAGGGGCAAAAGUAAUUACAGUAAAAUAAUUCAUGGUAGCUUCAGAAGUAGGAGGAAUUGCAACAGUUCUUAAAGGUAUUUAUGGCAUUCUAUGUAUACAGUGGUGAACCCUCGCUGAUACGAAUCCCAGACAAAAAAAUCUGUAUUAUUAAUGUUUUUUUUCCUUUCCACCUAAAUAAUUUCUAACUUUAACAUGCCUAUAACUUUAAUGGAUUCUCCUAUGAUGAAGGAUUUAUAAUUUGCUGUGAUUUAGUUACGAUAUAUUUAGUUCAAAUUGGUAAGGUAAAGUGUGUCCAAAAAUUUAAUUGCAAUGAUAUUUUGCAAUAUAAAAAUGCCCCAAUAUUACUGCUCUGAUUACACUUUUCAGUUUAUUGUUUAAACUCAUGUUGCAUGUUACAAAGUUUACUUAUAAUACUUUAAUAUAAAGUUAAUUCCCUUUUUGCUGUACAUCAGCUUUGCCAUGCAAAUGAAUUCUCUAGACCAGAUGGCAACAGUGUAGAAAAAGAGGGUAUGUAAGAAUGGGGAGAGAGCCAACAACUGGAAAUCAUAAAAUCUGAAUACUACGUAUGUUUGUGUGAUUUGAAAUGAAUGCUCUAAAAUCACAAGAAAUUUUUCAUUCCCCUGUUGCUUUCCAGUAAUUACAUACCAUGGUCCUUUCAAAUUGUUUGUAUAUGUAAUCAGAUGUACAUUUAUAUAAAAGAAAUAAUUGAGAUGGACUUAAGAGCACAUCCCUGAUAAAUACUUUCUCUCUUACCUGUACUAUAUUUCUAUUAGACUAAAGUUAUGUGAUUUUUUUUUUACAUUUUUUCAAAUUACUAGCAAUUUUGAUAGUUUGUAAGAUAAUGCGAAGAACUUUCUCUGACAAACUAACUGCAGUAACAGAAACAUUUCUUUUCAGUUACUCUUUUUCAAGAAUGAAAGCUUAUUACACACAAAAAUUGUAUACUACUUGAUGGAAAAUUACUUUGUACUUCUUGGCCAUAUUACUGGUCACUGAGUGAAAUAAAGAUAAUCUGGAUAACGAA